Molecule: messenger RNA, 1418 nt
Organism: Eruca vesicaria subsp. sativa (arugula)
Lineage: Eukaryota; Viridiplantae; Streptophyta; Magnoliopsida; Brassicales; Brassicaceae
Source: the annotation of a GenBank genome assembly
UCAGGGUCUGCCUUAUCCAAAAACACGCCACUUUCUCCCACUAAUCCGCUGAAAAUCAGUCUUCUUUCUCUCAUUCACAAUCCGUUACAAAGUGUUUUCUAGGGUUUUACUUCCAAAUGGAUAGUUGUCUUUCGAACCACGCGGCGCUCUCUUUUCUCCCGUCGCGUCUGAGGAGACAGAGCGGCGAUGGAGGUGGCGGAGUCGGAGGAUUUUGUCUCCCGGCGAUGAGGAAGUUACAGUAUAGAUCGAUGGUUGUGGUUGCGACGGCGGGACAGAGCAGGUGUGAGCCUGGAAGCAGUCUCAACGCGCCGCUUGAGCUGCGAUCGGCGCAGGGGAGGUUUCUGAGAAGCGUGUUGCUUAAUAAGAGGCAGUUGUUUCAUUACGCUGCUGCUGAUGAGCUUAAGCAACUCGCUGAGGAGCGUGAAGGGGCUUUAGCUCGUAUGGCUCUUAGCUCUGGUUCUGAUGAAGCUUCUCUCCACAGAAGGAUAGCUCAUCUCAAGGAACGUUACUGCAAAACAGCAGUCCAAGACAUUAUGUACAUGUUAAUAUUCUACAAAUACUCCGAGAUACGAGUCCCACUCGCUCCAAAGCUCUCUAGAUGCAUCUACAACGGAAGACUCGAGAUCUGGCCUACUAAAGACUGGGAGCUAGAGUCAAUCCACACCUGCGACGCCCUCGAACUCAUCAAAGAACACGUCAGCGCAGUCAUCGGGUUACGUGUCAACGCAUGCGUGACUGACAACUGGGCAACAACGCAGAUACAGAAGCUUCACCUCAGGAAGGUUUACGAUGCCUCCAUCUUGUACGGUUACUUCUUGAAAUCAGCUUCCCUGAGGCACCAGCUCGAGUGUUCUUUAUCAGAUGUUCAUGGAAGUGGGUAUCUGAAAGGUCCUGUGUUUGGAUCUUCUUUCACGAAGGGCACUUCACAGAUCUCCACCAAGGAGGAGCUGAGGCAUUACAUCACGGGGUUUGAUCCCGAGACGUUGCGGAGGUGUGCGAGGCCAAGGACGGAGGAAGCGAGGAAUCUGAUAGAGAAGCAGAGUUUGGCUCUUUUUGGCGCGGAGGAAAGUGAUGAGACGAUUGUGACGUCGUAUUCGAGCUUGAAGCGGUUGGUUUUGGAAGCUGUGGCGUUUGGGACGUUUCUUUGGGACACGGAGUUGUAUGUAGAUGGGACGUAUAAGCUCAAGGAGAAUGGUAAUGCAGAAGAGCAAGAAAAUAAAAGCGUAUGAACCAGCUUCAUGAUCCUUGAGUGUGUAGUGUGUAUAUAGAGAAGAAGUUUUUGCUGAAUCUGUCAGGCAAUUAUUUCUUGUAUAGCCUUUUGCUUAGUUUGAACUUGUUUCUACGGUCGAAUAAGAAUGUGGUCCUUAUAAAGAAAUAAGGAAUGUUAAAUUUCAUCGGUUUUGUUGUUAUAAUUUUCA